This is a messenger RNA of Staurois parvus, 312 nucleotides long. NCBI's taxonomy places the organism in Eukaryota, Metazoa, Chordata, Amphibia, Anura, Ranidae. The record is from the annotation of a GenBank genome assembly.
AAGCAAUCAUUUCUCCUUCUCUCUGGCUGCAUUCCUGCAGCCAUUGAGAAAUACUGUGUGAGCUGUGAUUGGUCACAGCUUGUCACAAGGUACAAGUCUGUUGUGACUAGCCCUGUAUCAUGUGAUCUCUGUGAUCAUUCACAGAUUUCACACGUAGUAAGCAAUGAUGUCAGAAGUGGCAUCUUGCUUACUACUCUGCAUGUGAUCACUGAUUGGCCAAUCAGUGAUCACAUGAUCAGAACCACGCACAGAGGUCCUGUCCGACGAUCGGACAGGGAAUGCGCACAAGCAGGUGGCGGGGAGGCCGUUUAU